Mucor mucedo is the source of this 2016-nucleotide messenger RNA. RefSeq names its product WD40-repeat-containing domain protein. The transcript has 4 exons. The record is from RefSeq and is a predicted model, not a curated record. Bases 1 to 2016 code for a protein of 671 amino acids. Gene Ontology annotation, cellular component: plasma membrane; cytoplasm. Gene Ontology annotation, molecular function: GTPase activator activity; myosin II binding; syntaxin binding. Gene Ontology annotation, biological process: regulation of protein secretion; establishment of cell polarity; regulation of exocytosis. Lineage: Eukaryota; Fungi; Mucoromycota; Mucoromycetes; Mucorales; Mucoraceae.
AUGUCGUUACUUGAUAAAAUUACGGGCCUUGCUAUCAAGGCAAAGGACAAUGUUGUGUCCAAAACAUUUAUUUCAAAAGAUAGAAGACUGGAGCAGUCUCUUUCUGAAAGUAUUAAAGUAAAUGACAUUUAUUUUGAAAAGAUGUCAACUUAUGGAUUGCCUUCCGUCAUUAACGUUGUUGCAUUUGACUGUGUUGCUGGGUUAUUGGCAGUUGGAAUUUCAACCACAAUCAAGGUACCAAAUCCUGUUGGCAUCAAACACCUUCAGUUUAAGACGGGAUUCCCGAUUCUCGUAGUCAUUGAUAAAGCAAACAACAUUAUCACAAUCGAUCUUCGAACCAAAUCAAUCCGUCAUGUAUUGGCUGCACAAGAAAUCAUCACCAGUCAAGCCUAUUGUACUGGAACAGAUUGGUUAUUUAUAGGCUAUGCAAAUGGAUUUAUUGAUGUAUUUGAUAUCAUGCAAGGUAUAAUUACACCAUAUCAGAUACCUGAUUUACUAGAGACCCAACAAGAGAAGUCAGAAGAGGCAAAUAGUAGUCAUAUUGUGGUUGAUCUUCAAAUGCAUCCAACUGAAUUAAACACUCUUUUGAUUGGUUAUGAAACAACAGUUUUCAUUUGGAACAUUCGCGAAAACACCAUCCGGAAAUCAUUUAGCUUGCAUAAUUUAGAUAAAUCAAGUCCUUACAGAAACGCCCGCCUGACUAGUUUAGCAUGGAGCCCCAAUGGAUCAAGAUUUAUUGCUGGUUAUGAUGAUGGCUGUACUCAUUUAUGGGAAAUAAAAAAUGAGCAAAAGCCCAUUUCCUCACGUAAACUGUCUCAAAAUUUCGUACCCGGUAACAAGGAAGAAAAUGUAACUGAACCGAUUUACCAGAUCGCUUGGUAUGCCAAUGUUGCAACCCACCGUUCUUAUGUCGUUGUCGCUGGAGGAACAAAUCCAGCUGAUAUCAAGGGAUUAAACAUUUUAGAAUACGAUUUAGAUAGUGAUUCGAGAGAACCAAAGAAACAAUCCAUCAUGCCUCUUCCUACCGACUUGUCUCAUUUUGUCAUUCUAAGUACAGAUCCCUACUAUUUGGGAAUGCAUAAUCCUUUUGGUAUUAUGGUUGUUGACCAAAAUCACUGUUUAAGAGCCUAUAGCUUUGACCAUGGAUACCCUCCACUGAAACUUCCCCCUGCCCUUGAAUUUCUUGGUCCAAAUGUCUCGCACGCUUGUCAUCUUUCUCAACUUCCUGCUACAUCCUACAAGAAGCUGUCUAGUAUUGUUUCCUUGGACAGAAAGACAAGAUACUUUCCCAUCACAGGCGGUGUUGCGGGUCCCAACCAUAUCUACCAUGUCGAAUCUAAUGAUAUUUUAAUAACUAUCCAUCAAGGUGAAAUUGUCAAAUUCUGGGAUGCUUCAUAUACCGCUCUUCGCCCAUUAUCUCAUUUAACCAUCUAUUGUCUGGACCAUGUCGAAACCCCAGACGCCUUUUUAUGCUGUCUGGAUGUGAACAAGGAAAACGGCGCUUUUACAAUUGGUUUCAGUGAUGGAACAAUCUUGAUCUAUGAAUGUCAUACCGAGGAGCCUGAAGAAGAACCUGUGAUCGAUGCCAGAGCGAAAUCUAGACACGAAGAAAUUAUUACCAGUUGUGAUGAUACGCUGAAGGAGAUCUCGGGUCUUUUGGAAGAUAUGGGUCCUGACUCCGAUACAGAACACCACAAUGAUGAUAACAAUAACCCUUUUGUUGUUCCAGUGCCUACACUACAAGAACCUCCUACUGAAGUUCCCGAAACACCUUCACCCAUGAAAUCAAAAAUCUUUAAAAGAUUAGACAAAUCGGGUGAUAAACCUGGGUUCUAUGCCUCUGUCAAGGUCGCUUUGAACUCUCCUGUUAAAAGUGUCGUCAGUAUUGGUGAAUCAAUUAUUGCUGUUGCUACAGAUAAUGGAAAGAUCACAGUGCUCGAUAUUCAUAAACAAAUGGUGUUAUUUACUCAUAACAUUGCACGUAAGUCUUGUAUACCUGCACAUAAAAAAAAAUGA